Pungitius pungitius (ninespine stickleback) is the source of this 5979-nucleotide messenger RNA. RefSeq names its product capping protein regulator and myosin 1 linker 3 (gene carmil3). Bases 1762 to 5298 code for a protein of 1178 amino acids. Gene Ontology annotation, cellular component: plasma membrane; lamellipodium. The record is from RefSeq and is a predicted model, not a curated record. Gene Ontology annotation, biological process: cell migration; regulation of Arp2/3 complex-mediated actin nucleation. The transcript has 33 exons. Gene Ontology annotation, molecular function: protein binding. NCBI's taxonomy places the organism in Eukaryota, Metazoa, Chordata, Actinopteri, Perciformes, Gasterosteidae.
CCUCACCCCUCUUUUCUUUGGCUUCGUUGUAAACCUAUACAUGAUAUAUGGGCCCGAUCUCAAUCUUUUAGGUGCGUUCCCACCUUGGCCGUCCUCCUCCGACAACAUCCGUACUCGACUUCGUUCUUGCAAACUUGUUUGAUAAACUAGCUAGCUAAAUGCGCUGCAGUCGCCUGCACAGCUCCGCAGGGAUUGGGGACACCAAAGCAGUACAAAACCAGGACAAAGCCCAAGUAUUAGUAAAAUGACCUUAGAUCUGAAGAGGAAAGAGCCUGGAAGACGUUCAAAUCAGAGUUAAACAAAUGAAAUAAAUACUGUAAAUCAUAAGUUGUCAUGGGGACAGGAUACGCUGCAGUGCUGUCCCCUUCGUAUUUACACCAUUUCAAACGCUUACAGGCUUUCACACUCAACCACUUAACAGGUGUAGUCAGUUAAGUCCCUGAGAGCUCAGGGUUUAGGGGGGGUGAGGGAGCAUCGGGGGUCGGUCCAUCUGCUGCAGCGCUUCUGCUUCAGUUGCUUCUGCUGCUCCCGGCGGCCGACGCGCCUGCCGUGGGACAUGGAGCUGAAACAUCCACACGCCGCUCCUGUCAAUCCGCCGGGACCGAAAUGUGUGGCAUUGUAACUAAAGCUGAGAUUCAGCGCUUUAGUUGUGGUCUAAUUUUGAAUCCACUGUUCUGCGGUACGGACACGUAAAAUAUCAAAAGAGACAUCACUGUCCCCGUUAUCCUCUGGCUAUUUUGUUGUUUUGAAAGGCUCCUCACUCGGCAUCACAAUGUUUUGCUUGUCGACUCUCAUCUCCUGUGACAACAGCGCUAAAGCAUCAGCCUGCCGUUCUCGUGCUCCGGCUCGCUCACUGUCCCAUGGCUCUGUUCAAUUGUGUUAAAGGUUUGGGAAGAUCACAGAGAGGGGGGAACGCUGAGCGUCUCAGAGGCAGAAUGCAGCGCACAUAGAAACGGCUGUGCCAUUUGUCUCCUCCUCUACCUCCCCACUGGCAUCUUUUUAAGUCCCCCACCUCCUUUCCCAAGCAUGUUGAGGAAGAGCGUACGUGCCGCUCGAGCACUGACGAUCAUGAAAACCACUUUGACAGCUGACAUGCAAAUGGCGAGUGUUUUUGUCCUCUGAAUAACCCAAAGGCCUGUGGAAUCCUUUCUGCUUCCCUCUGUGGAGACGACGAUCCCCGACCGGAGAGGAUGCGUUCACACUCAACAAAUGCAUUCGCUCAUCACAGCAGAAAAGCCUCGCCAUGCUGCUAAAUCAAAAAGGCCAUUCAAAGAGGCAUGAUUGCAGUAGCAACUCAUGAAUAUAUUAAUGUCUUGUACACGCAGUGCUAAAAAACCUCGGCAUCGGGCUUGUUUUUCCCUCCAAUAAAAGAAAGCCCUUUUUUAGGGGAAGCUUGCUGCCAUUUUUUAAGAUCCGCCUUUAACACACUGUUCCCUUGAGCCUACAAUCCCAUAUUAAAGAGUCUGACUGGAGAAGUUUUAUCAAAUUUAGAUUGAUACGGACAGCAAAGAUUUAAUGAACGAGGACAUGGGACAAAUAAUCAACGUAGGGAAGCAAUCUAGAAGUGUGUGAAUGAGUGGAGAAAGGAGCCAAGGAUUGUUCUUUUCAUCAUCGCCUGCCACAGCCUACUCACGUUGACCUUCUACUUUCCCAUCCUCCUUAUGGAGCCCGUCCACGGUUACCACGAGUGACAGGGACUUGGCGGUAAUCGUGGCAUCCAUUGCGUACAACACCUGGUUCACCAGGCUGCACUGCAAGGACAUGCGCAUAGGGUCAGAGGUGGUGGACCAGGUCCUGCACACAGUCAGCAAGUCCAACAGCUUGGAGGAACUCACUCUGGAGAAUGCAGGACUCAAAUCAGAUUUUCCGCAGAAGAUGGCGUCAGCGCUGUCGGAGAACCCAGCCUCGGUGAUUCACUCCCUCAACUUGGCUCAUAACACACUCGACAACCAAGGCGUCUCCAACCUCAUUCAACAAGUGUGUCGCCUCAACAAGGGACUGCGCCUCCUUAAUCUCUCCAAGACCUCCCUGUCCUCCAAGGGUGUGGUCACUCUGUCCCAGGCGUUGUGUUCAAGUGACGACUACUCCAAUUCUCUGCUGCAUCUGGAUCUCAGCAAAAACCCCGGGGUGCUGUCCGGCGAGGAUGCCACGAACCUCUACCUGUUCCUGGCCCAGCCCAACUGCCUGGUCCAUUUGGACUUGUCUGGGACGGACUGCACCGUGGACUCGCUUUUUGGGGCCUUGCUGCGAGGCUGCUGCGCUGACCUCUCCUACCUGAACCUCUCCAAGAACACAUUCUCUCACAGGAAAGCAAGAGAUUCUCUGCCAACCUUCCGCCAGUUCUUCAGCUCCGCGUUCAGCCUGACCCACGUCAGCCUGGCCUCCGUGAAAGUCCCUCCCGAUUCACUGAGGGCUCUGUUCCUAGGUCUGUCCAAUAACCCUCAUAUCUCUGAUUUGCACCUGGACAUCAGCAGCUGUGAGCUGAGGUCAGCGGGCGCUGGGGUGAUUCAGGAGCUGUUUCCUCGAGUUUCAUGCGUGGGCACUUUAGACAUCUCCGAUAACGGUUUGGAUGCUGACUUGCUGGCUGUCAUCCCGGCAUUUUCGCGGCACCCCUCCCUCAAACACCUGAUGCUGGGGAAGAACUUCAACAUCAAGGGCAGGGUGCUGGAGGAAACUCUGCAGAAACUGGUUCAUCUGGUGCAAGAGGAAGAGUGUGCCCUGCAGUCCCUCUCCAUGGCUGACUCAAGGCUUCGCCAGCGGGGCACAGUGCUGGUCAACGCCUUGGGCUCCAACACCUGCCUGCGGAAGGUGGACCUGAGCGGCAACCUGCUGGAGGACUCCGGGGCCAAGAUGCUCAGCAAAGCCCUGCAGAUCAACACCACACUCAGGAGUGUAACGUGGGAUCGCAACAACACCACGGCGAUGGGCUUCCAAGACGUGGCUAGAGCGCUGGAGCACAACUUUACCCUUCAGUACAUGCCCCUCCCCCUCAGUGAUGUCACCCAGGCAUACCGCAGCGCCCCGGAGAAGACUGACCAAGCCCUGACCAAGAUCCAGCGUGCCCUGCUCAGGAACAACCAGACUCAGCGUUUCUCCCAGAAACAGGCUCUCAGGCUGCACCAAGGCCUCGUCACCAGCACAGCCGAACAGGUGAUGGAGCGGCUGUGCGCGCGGGUGCAGCAGCAGGUGUGUGUCCUGAAAGGCAGCGAGGAAGGAGAGGACGUCCAGACGGCCAGGCAGAUCCUCAAGGAAGCCCGGGACUCGAGAGCUCUGUAUCCCUCCCUGUGUGAGUUGGCCCAUGUGUUGUCAGUGGACGGCCCCGUCAAGCAGCGACUGGACACUCUGGCUGGAGAACUGGCCAAGGCUGCCGACAAAGAGCUGCAGGUGGUGGUGGACUCGAUGGUGACCCUGUGCCGCGAGCUGUGUCCGAUGUCCUGCUCGGCUGCCGAGAGACUCAGCACGCCUCUCUCGUCCAUCUCGGAGCAAGUAUCGAUCCCGCGCUCCGCAAUCCGCAACGCCUUCAUGGAGAGAGCGGCCGAGGAUAUCAACAGAGCCCUGGAGGAGGUGAAGUUAUCUGUGGUUUCCUACCUGACCAACUCUAUAGUGGAUCAGAUUCUUCAAGAGCUGUACAACACCCAUAAAACCCUGGUACUGCUGAGGCAGGUGUCCCAGGCGAAGCGCUGGGACGACGUUGGGACGGGGAGACGCACCAUCAGACAGUCCAGAUUAGUGGAGUCUCUGGAUUUUGCUGAUGAGGACUUUGGCGUCAACCUGGGAAUAGAUACAAUGGCUAUUAAGAAGAGGAGCUCCCGAACGAGAAGAAUUCGUCCCGUCUCCAUCAGACCGAGUCUUGGCGAGGAGCCCAGUCCCUCUCCGACCCCCUCCGCCCCACCGCACUCUGCCACUCUUACCCACUCCGAAUCGUGGGAGUGUCUGUCCACCCUCCCAACCAACGGCUCACCAUUGCGUCACGUGACGCACGUCCGGCCUCGCCCGCCACGGAGAUACAGAGCUGGUCACCCGCCCCCGGAACCUCAUGGUUCGGAGAACGGAGGAGUCAGUAUGCUGGAGGAUGGACUUCCUGAUUUCUACAGCAAGAGAGUCCUACCUGACAGUCAGUUGUCAUCCCUACAUCAGGGCCAGUCACUGAGGAGGAAGAAAAGACGCAGCGUUUUGUCCAUUUUCUCCGGCUUUCGCAAGAACCGCAACUCCACCAUCUCCAAUCAGGACUCUGACAGCGCCUCAGAGAAUGUCUACUCCAUGAUCCAGCACACUAAGGAGGCUGGGAGGCCAGAGAGCACGGUUCCUGGAGCCAACGGGACCAUGCCUGGGCCCGCGCAGGGUGCACCUGUGCACGGCAUGAGGGCUGCCAGUCCCUCUGUCCAAAGACAGUCCACAGACCUGGUCAGCAUGGUGUACAGCUGCAUCGGGGCCGAAAUCGAGGACUCCGAUGGGAGUAGCACCUGUGACAUCAAAGAGAUGGACCAAGACACGGACAGAACCACCACCAUCUCCGACGUGCCUGCAGAUUCUCGAAGUAACGGCCACGUGACGUCCUUCAAACACCAGACGGACAGACAGAUGGACAAGGGCAGGCAGGAGAGGAUCGUACCCCUGACGGACCCGAGGGCCGACGCGGAGGAGGACAGAGAGGGCGCCGUGGUCCCCUGUGGGCCGAGGCCAGAGCCGCCUCCACAGUGCAUCAAGCCCACUGUGGCUGCGAUGAGGCAGCGACACCUGCAGGAGAGUUUAGAGGAGGCAGGGAGGCUGCAGGGAGAAGAAGACCAGGGUGAAAGGAAGCACGAGGACAAGCAGAGAGUGCGAGGGCCAGAGGGACAGCGUCCUCUGGUACCCAUUAAGCCCGGCCACCUCUCCAGAGACCACACCUCUCCGGAACCAAAGGCCAUGUCCUCUCCCGAGACCUCCCCCGUGAGUCCAGGGGAGGAAUCCAGCGAUGAGCGGAGGAGCUUGCCUCCCGCUCCGCCAAUCAUUGAAGAGGAGGGAGCAACCAAGAGGAGGAGCCCGCCACCAUCAGCCACGCCGUGGACCGAAGCAGCAGAUCCCGUCCGUCAAGAUGAGGAAGACGGUCAUAAUGGAUUUCCAGCAACGUCGCGUCACACCAGGAAGUCCAACUCAUUUGACAUAGGCAUGGAACGGGACAGCCCCUACGAUCUGAAGACGUCUUCAGAUCGCAGGAUCCAGACCCGUUUCCCCCAAUACAGAAACCGAUCUCUGGACUACCCUGCUGGGACCAGGUGUCCUGAAAGCCCCCAGCUCGGUGACCCAGACGGGUUGUGACGUUGCCAGUGGACUAGAGGAAAUGUUCUGGGCAGGGAGGCCUGGAACAAGGAGGACUGGAGCGAGACGAGCUUUUAAAACUGUGGAAUGAAAUGACAAAGCUCCCACGGAUACUUCCUUUUAGUUUUCUCUCUUUUUAAUCCAUGUAAACAUUUAGUUGCUGAAAGUGCAUGUGCUGGAAGGCUUCCUGUUCGGUAGCACCUGCUGUGUUUUUUCUCAGGCACAAGGAAAGGUCUGACCUGCGGUACAUAUUGCGCACACUGUAGUUCACUGUCUCUACAGUUUACUCAUCAUGAACGGUUUCAUGCAUUUGUGCGAAAUAACUUAAUGCUUUUCCAUCUUUUACUGACAAUCUGUGACUACUAAAAGUGGGUUUGUACAAUGUUAAUCCUAACGGAGAUGUAAAUAACAAACAAAAAAUGCACUAACCAUUGCGGCAACUUAAUCCGUUAACAAUCAUAUUUUUAAUUGUGAUUUUAUCAUUUGAUUACAGUGUAAGUGUGCUUUUUAUUAGUCUAUGUUGAUGAUUGAGAUGUGUUUUCAUGCACUUGGCACUCCCCUCUCUCCAAGAGUAUUUAAGUUUCCCAAACAGUUUGAAUCUGAUUUUGCAGGCCGGAAAAUGAGUAUAUUUUCUAAAUAUGGUUCUACAAAUAAAUAAAUAAAAUUGACUUUACACAAAGA